This is a messenger RNA of Vigna radiata var. radiata (mung bean), 1920 nucleotides long. Its product is annotated as TMV resistance protein N-like. Gene Ontology annotation, molecular function: ADP binding. The transcript is spliced from 4 exons. NCBI's taxonomy places the organism in Eukaryota, Viridiplantae, Streptophyta, Magnoliopsida, Fabales, Fabaceae. Bases 19 to 1920 code for a protein of 633 amino acids. Gene Ontology annotation, biological process: signal transduction; defense response. The record is from RefSeq and is a predicted model, not a curated record.
UUGACUUCAAUUCCUUCGAUGGAGUUUGCAUCUUCAUCCUUCUUAACAUCAGAACCCCAUUUCAUACACGAUGUGUUCAUCAACUUUGGUGGAGAAGACAUCGGUAGAAGAUUUGUUUCUCAUCUACACUCUGUCCUUUUACAAAAUCAAGUCAAAACUUUUAUUAGCCAGGAGAAUCUGCAUGAGGGAAUGAAGCUGGAAGAGCACAUGAGGGCAAUAGGGCACACUAAGAUUACAAUAAUCGUUUUCUCCAAAUCAUACGCUGAAUCUAUCUGGUGUCUUCUUGAGCUUGAAAAAAUCAUUGAAUGCGACGAAACAUUUGGCCAAAUAGUUCUACCCUUAUUUUACGAGAUUGACCCAUCGGAUGUACGUCAUCAGAAGGAUGAUUUUGGAAAAGCUUUGGAAGAAGCUGCACACAAAAGUUAUUCAGGAGAACAACUGGAACAUGCGUUGUCCAAGUGGAGCCGUGCACUCACCACAGCUGCACGAAUCACCGGUUGGGAUUUCAGAAAUUUCAGACAUGAUGCUGAACUUGUGGAGCGAAUUGUUAGCCACGUUAAGACAUUACUGGACUAUAAAGACUUGUCUAUUACCCAAUAUCCUGUUGGAUUAGAGUCCCAGGUGGAAGACGUGAUUAAAUGUAUUGAAAAUGAAUCCAGCAAAGUGUGUAUGAUAGGAAUAUGGGGAAUGGGAGGAUCAGGUAGAACAACCCUAGCCAAAGCCAUCUACAAUCGAAUUUAUCGUGAAUUCAUUGGUAAGAGUUUUAUUGAGAAUAUUGGUGAAGUUUGGGAUUCAAAAAUUGAAAGGUAUGUUGCUUUGCAAGAAAAUCUUCUUUCUGAUGUCCUAAAAUCCAAGUUGGAGGUGAAAAGCGUUGGGAUAAGAAGAACUAUGAUCCAGAAUGGAAUUUCUCGGAAAAAGUUGCUCAUUGUACUUGAUGAUGUCAAUGAAAUUGGCCAAUUAAAAAGCCUAUGUGGGAGUCGUGAAUGGUUCGGUCAAGGAACUGUGAUAAUCCUUACUACUAGAGAUAAACACUUGCUGAACCAACACUUAGUUGAUUAUGUUUAUCAAAUGGAUCGUUUGAACGAAAAUGAGUCACUUGAGCUUUUUAGUUGGCAUGCAUUUAGAGAUGCAAUACCAAAAAAAGAAUGGAGUGAACUUGCAAGAAACGUCAUUGUUUAUUGUAGAGGACUACCACUAGCUCUUCAGUUCCUUGGUUCUUAUUUAUGUGAUAAGACAAUAGAAGUGUGGGAAAGUGUAUUGAGAGAAUUACAAAGAAAUCCCCCGAAUGAACUUCUGAACUUAUUAAAUAUGAGUUUUGACGGUUUACGUGAUACUGAAAAGGAUAUAUUUCUUGAUGUAUGUUGUUUCUUUAAAGGCAAAGAAAAAGACUAUGUGACAGAGAUAUUAAAUGGGUGUGGACUACAUGCUGAUAUUGGAAUAACACUUCUCAUAGAUCGUGGCCUCAUAAAAGUUGAAAGGAACAACAAACUUGAACUGCACCCUUUGUUACGAGACAUGGGAAGACAAAUUAUUCAUCAAGAAUGCUCAAAGGAACCGGGGAAAAGAAGUCGAUUGUGGUUGCAGGAUGACGUAAAAGAUGUAUUGAACGAGAAUACUGGGACAGAAGCUAUCCAGGGAUUGUCCUUGAAACUGCAUUCAAGAAGAAGAGAUGGCUUUGAAGCUCAUGCUUUCAAGAAAAUGAAGAGACUAAGAUUGCUACAACUUGAUCAUGUACAACUUAGUGGAGAUUUUGGGAACAUUUCUGAAGAACUGAGAUGGAUUUGUUGGCGAGGGUUUCCAUAUGAACACAUUCCAAGCAACUUUCAUUUGCAAAAUGCAAUUGCAAUAGAUUUAAAGCACAGUCAUCUUCAACUCCUCUGGAAACAACCCCCAGGUUUUAGAGCGGUUAAAAUUCCUUAA